Messenger RNA from Coccidioides immitis RS, 513 nucleotides. RefSeq lists its product as uncharacterized. The record is from RefSeq and is a predicted model, not a curated record. Bases 1 to 513 code for a protein of 170 amino acids. NCBI's taxonomy places the organism in Eukaryota, Fungi, Ascomycota, Eurotiomycetes, Onygenales, Onygenaceae. The transcript is spliced from 6 exons.
AUGGGAUUGAAUACUGACUCUCAUAAGUGCAUCUGCCACUUCUUAGAUAACAAGAAAGAGAAUCAAACCAACAGGAGUGCAUCAUCAAUAUUACAGAAUAAUAUAAUGCAAGAAGCAAUAAACUUGACAAAGAAUAGUGAUAUUAAUAUAUUAUUUGAGAAAAAUUCUGACAUUAGAGUCAGAAGCACUGCAACUCCAGAAAAUACAGUAAAUAUAUCUUCCAGUGCCCAGCCACCUGCUUCAAAGCAUGUGAUAUGGCAUGAUGCCAAGCAGUAUUACCUGAUCAGAUCACUGAAUGCAGUCAAUAAAGCAGUGCUUUUCAUUGCAGAGCAACUCUGGAGAUAUAAUGACAGACAUAAUGUCAGUAAUAUAUCAAGUACCUCAUCUAAUAAAUCAAACAAGACAGAAGCUAGAAGACUUCACAACAUUGCAAGUUUUGCACAGAAGCACUUUAUGAAAAAGACUUAUAAUAUUAUGAUGGGGAAACUCUCUGGAUUAACAGCUGAAGAAUAA